AUGACGGAGUCUGGGAGCUUUAAGAAGUUGACGCUGAUUUCUCAGGAUGAAUUCCAAACGCUCACACCCAAAACAUCUGUGGACCCCAACCAGGAAGUCCCGCCCCUUCCUGUGACAGUAGACACCGUGGAGCUGUCCCCCUCUGCCCCCCCCUCCCCCAGCCCCCGCACCCCCCGCACCCCCGGCCGCUGCGACCCAAACAAGACGCCCAGAUUUUACCCCGUGAUAAAAGAGAGCGGCUCCAUUGACGAUCAGACUCCUCGUAAGAAGAAGACCCGGCACAGCUCAGACCCGCCCCUGGAGAGCCACAUCGGCUGGGUCCUAGACUCCCGCGGACACAGACCCCGAUCCACCUCCAUCAGCAGCUCUAAUGCGUCCCCCUCUGAGGGUGCCCCAGUCUCCAACACGCCUCAGUCUCUGCCCAAGUUCUGGCACCCGUCACAUGACCUGCUCCGGGACAACGGCUUCACCCAACAGGGCUACCAUAAGUACAGGCGCCGCUGCCUCAACGAGCGUAAACGUGUGGGUGUCGGCCGCUCUCAGGAGAUGAACUCUUUGUUCCGGUUUUGGUCAUUUUUCCUCAGAGAUAAUUUCAACAGAAAAAUGUACGAAGAGUUUAAGCAGUUUGCUCUGGAGGACGCACACGACAACUACAGGUAUGGUCUGGAGUGCCUGUUCAGAUAUUACAGUUAUGGAUUGGAACGACGCUUCAGACUCGACCUGUUCAAAGACUUCCAAGAAGAAACACUGAGGGACUUCGACACAGGUCAGCUCUAUGGACUGGAGAAGUUCUGGGCCUUUCUGAAAUAUUCUCGCAUGAAGAACCAGACGAUUGAUCCCAAACUGCAGGAACAUCUGUCCAAGUUCAAGACCCUGGAGGACUUCAGGGUCAUGCCUCCUUUAGAGGGCGGCCGCCGCAAACGCACGUCAUCCAGGAGUGGGUCAAAACCUGGCAAGAACCAACCCGAUACAACAGCCAAAGAAGGCUCCAGCAGCGGAUCGAAAGCCCCCAAAGAAGGCCCCAAAGAAGGCCCCAAAAGCGGAUCGAAGGCCACCAAAGAGGGCCCGAACAGUGGGCCGAAAGCCCCCAACGAAGGCCCCAAUGAAGGCUCAAAAGCUGCCAGUAACCAGCCCAAUCCCACCACCACCAAAGCUCCUAAAGAGAUCCUCAAAGCUGGGUCAAAAACGGCCAAAGCCCAGCCUGAUUCCUCCAAGAAGAGCUCUAACCCCUCCUCGGCUAACCCCAAAGAGAGCUCCAAAGGUGGGCCUAACCCUAAAGAGGGCUCCAAAGGUGGGCCUAACCCCAAAGAGGGCUCCAAAGGUGGGCCUAACCCCAAAGAGAGCUCCAAAGGUGGGCCUAACCCUAAAGAGGGCUCCAAAGGUGGGCCUAAUCCCAAAGAGGGCUCCAAAGGUGGGCCUAACCCUAAAGAGGGCUCCAAAGGUGGGCCUAACCCCAAAGAGAGCUCCAAAGGUGGGCCUAACCCUAAAGAGGGCUCCAAAGGUGGGCCUAACCCUAAAGAGGGCUCCAAAGGAGGGCCUAACCCUAAAGAGGGCUCCAAAGGUGGGCCUAUCGCCUCCACAGAUCAGCCUGAUGCCACCAUCACCGCUGCCCCAGCAGAGAGCUCUUUCCUGGGCACAGACGCCGCCAAAGCCCCCGGCCAAACUGGCUCCAAGACGAACGAGAAGUGA
This is a messenger RNA of Knipowitschia caucasica, 1689 nucleotides long. The record is from the annotation of a GenBank genome assembly. NCBI's taxonomy places the organism in Eukaryota, Metazoa, Chordata, Actinopteri, Gobiiformes, Gobiidae.